Spirodela intermedia is the source of this 2096-nucleotide messenger RNA. The record is from the annotation of a GenBank genome assembly. NCBI's taxonomy places the organism in Eukaryota, Viridiplantae, Streptophyta, Magnoliopsida, Alismatales, Araceae.
AUGGUGCAAGAGGCAGCGAGGUUCGCCGGCGCCGGGGGGCUUCACGAGUCCGCGCUGACGGUUACCGGCAGGAAUUUCGCCGGCGACUGCGGCGGCUACGGCGUCGGCGAUGGGGGAUACUUCUCGACCCGAGGAAACACAGCUCCCGAUGCUCGCGUGGUCACCUCUGGUGGCCGGAGCAUCCCCGUCCACUCCAGCGUGCUGGUUAGUCGUCGUCGUCUUCCUCUGCGUCGUUCCUCCUCGAUUUCUCCGCUUCCUGAUGAUGGCAAGGAUGGAGGUGGGAAGGGAGGGGAGGGGAUGCUCUCGCCUCGAGAUCUGUCUGUACUUUGCAUCUCUUGAUUCGGUUUCCUCCGUUGCUUGCUCCUGGAUGAAGGGAAGUAGAAGUGGUGGUAGCGUAGGAAACUUUCUGGUUGCCGGCUCCGUGUCCAUUCAUUCAGAGAUUUCCGCCUCUUGAUGUGUGGACCGGAGUAGGCGAGCAGGAGGGCUGUACUGCAGAUUCUCCCUGCGGAUGGUUUCGUCGCUUAUUCUUCUUCUUUUUUGUCGGUACUCCUAACUCUGUUCUCGGCUUCUCACCGUCUCGACCUCAACUCUUUGCAGGCGAUGGCGUCUCCGGUGUUGGAGGCCGCGCUCUUUGACCGGCGGCGCAGGGUUGGGAACUCAGACAAAGCGCCUCCGGCGGUUCCCAUCCUCGGUGUCCCCUGCGACGCCGUCUCGGCCUUCAUCAGAUACCUCUACGAGACCAGGUCCGACUUCUUCUCCCUCGUCCCUCCGCGUGAAGCUCGGUCGCCGGUUAACGUCUGCGACUGUCCUAUUCAAUUCGGUAGAACGAUUUCUUCUAACCGAUGCCGGGGUCAGAUCCGGUCUGUCCGUCGCUUCCACGGAAGAGAAAGGAAACCUCGCAAGCGUUCGUCCUGGUUUCGCUGAUAGAAGGAACAUAUGAUCUCUCUUCUCGUCUUCGACCCCGGAGACUAGUUACCUGCAUCUCCCAAUUGCCCAUCCACAUAUCCCUUCUUCCGUUUUCCUAUUCCCCACAGAGAUCUCCGCUUCCCAAAGACGCUAGCGUCUGAUGUGUGGAGGGCUCGUCCUCCAGAUGCCGAUGAUAGGAAUCCUCUGCCGGCGCUGAUGGUGGGGAGAUGUGGGCCGCUGCAGGUGCACCAGCGAGGAGAUGGAGCGGUAUGCGAUGCACCUCCUGGCGCUGUCCCACGUCUACCAGCUGCCCCGCCUGAAGCGCGCCUGCGUGGGGUCCCUUGUGGACCGGCUCGACGCCGAGACGGUGGUCGACGCCCUCCAGCUGGCGCGGCUCUGCGACGCCCCGCGGCUCUACGUGCGGUGCAUGAAGCUGCUCGCCGCCGACUUCGCCGCCGUCGAGAAGACCGAGGGAUGGCGAUUCCUACAGGCCAACGACCCCUGGCUGGAGCUCGAGAUCCUCCAGGCCCUUCACGAGAUCGACCUGGUAACCCUCACCGGCGACGACGACUUCCCACCAUUCGAUUCCUUCCCUCACAUCUGCGGGGUAUCAUCCUCUGAUCUGAUUGCCCCCUGCAGAGGGAGAAGAGGAGGGCGAGGAACAGGAAGGCGCAGAGCGUGUACCUGCAGCUGAGCGAGGCGAUGGAGUGCCUGCGCCACAUCUGCACUGAGGGGUGCACGGAGGUGGGCCCCCACGACGGCGACCGGCCAUGCCGGAGCAGGGGGCCCUGCCCCUGGUUCCGCACCUGCCAGGGGCUGCAGCGGCUGAUCCGCCACUUCGCCACCUGCGAGAGGAAGAAGACGACGGCCACUGGCGGCGGCUGCGCACAGUGCAAGCGCAUGUGGCAGAUCCUCCGCCUCCACGCCUCCGUCUGCGACCAGCCCGAGCCCUGCCGCGUCCCCCUCUGCAAGUAAGCUUUGGAAGCAACACUGCCCCCUUGGCAGCUACCUGCUCCUCCUCCAUUCCUUCAUUUCCCCUCACCUUCGCUGCUCCUCCCUGCAGUCAGUUCAAGCUGAGGACGCAGCAGCAGACGGGGAAGAAGGGGGACGACGACGCAAGGUGGGGGCUGCUCGUGAGGAAGGUGGUAUCUGCGAAAGUGAUGUCAGCUCUGGCAAGAAAGACCAACUAA